Messenger RNA from Tricharina praecox, 1122 nucleotides. RefSeq lists its product as uncharacterized. Lineage: Eukaryota; Fungi; Ascomycota; Pezizomycetes; Pezizales; Pyronemataceae. The transcript has 3 exons. Bases 1 to 1122 code for a protein of 373 amino acids. The record is from RefSeq and is a predicted model, not a curated record.
AUGGCAGACGAUAUCGAGGCCCGGUCGGUCUCUGUCACGAUGGGCGAGGAGGAGUCGCGUUCCGUAGACGAGACUGUCGCAACCGAGACCACCACCGUCGAGCAGCCGACCAUCACCACAACGAGUGACCAGAUUAUGGUCGAGGCCACCAUUACCACCACUACCAUCGAGGCCGAUAACAACCUCAUCGAAAAUCACUCGAUGGAAAUGGUCGAUGAAUCCGCGCCCGUGGCGGGUGCUGCGACCGACGAGGUGCCGGAAGUUCCUACGGAAGAAGCGGCUGUCACCGAAAAUCUGGGUGGUGCAGACAACAACACCACCACUGCCGAGGCCGCCGACGCCGCCGCUGCUGCCGGACUCGACGACGAUGGCGAUGUCGAGAUGUCGGAUCACCACGAGUACUCGGACGACGGCAGCGAGUACGAGCCCGAAAAUGAUACGCCUCCGCCCGCGAAAAUUCCAAAGACGCCCAAGCAAAAGUCGCCUACAAACGUCAAGAAAACCCCCACUACCAAUCACAUUUCGACCGGCAACAACAAUAACAACAACAACAGCGGCAUCAUAGAUACGGCCUACGGUGGUGAAGCCUCCAACACUGCGACCCCCGAACACCUUCAGGACCCACAGACGCCGCAGGGCACGAGGAUUCCUAAGACGCCAGGUUCACGCGUGCGCUCGGGUAGGGUCGAGAAGUCGGGAGGAUCACCUGGCCCACAGGGCAACCUGCGCUGUCCAGUCAAGGGGUGUGGACAGACUUUCACCGGUCGGAACCCGAGACAGUCUCUCUGGCACCACCUUAAGUACUAUGCUACGCGCGGACUUCCUGACAGGGCCGAGUUCGAGAAGUCGCACGGCGAAGCUCAUGCUGAAAUGAAGCGCGACGCGGGAACCCCCGUUGAACGCAACAGAAUCUCGUCGUCCGACUACCGCAAGAAGAAUCCCGAGAAGGCGAAGACGUCGGCGCGUCUUUCGAACUUUAGAGCCCGUGCAAGGAAGAAGGGUCUCACUGAUGAGAGGGAGAUCGAGGAACACGUCCACAAGUGGGAGAAGGAGUGGCAGGAGAAGCAGGCCAAGGAAGCCAGCGAGUAUUUUUCGGGCAUUCUUCUCUCCGCCUUCGAGUAA